Pochonia chlamydosporia 170 is the source of this 4239-nucleotide messenger RNA. Its product is annotated as transcription elongation factor spt6. Bases 1 to 4239 code for a protein of 1412 amino acids. Gene Ontology annotation, molecular function: DNA binding; nucleosome binding; histone binding. Gene Ontology annotation, biological process: mRNA transcription by RNA polymerase II; nucleosome organization; transcription elongation-coupled chromatin remodeling. The transcript is spliced from 4 exons. Gene Ontology annotation, cellular component: transcription elongation factor complex. The record is from RefSeq and is a predicted model, not a curated record. Lineage: Eukaryota; Fungi; Ascomycota; Sordariomycetes; Hypocreales; Clavicipitaceae.
AUGAGCAACAGCAUGCGCGACUUGAUUUCGGGCGAGGCCGAGUUGGACGAUGAGGAAGAUGACGAAUCAUAUGACGAGGAGACUGGGGAGGAGCGGGUUAGACGAAAUGGGCCCCGCGUCGAUGACUCCAGUGAAGAAGAAGAAGACGACGAUGACGAAGAGGAAGCUCGCAAGGUACGCGAGGGCUUCAUUGUUGAUGAAGAAGAGGAGGAAGAAGAGGAAGAUGCCGACUCCGACGCAGAGCCACGCCCCGUCAAGAGAAAACGCGAACACCGGGAUCGCGAAGAGGAAGCGCGCCUUGAUGAAGAUGAUUUGGAGCUGAUUGGCGAACAAUUCGGAGAAAGAACCAAACCAGAAAGCAAGUCUAAAUUCAAGCGGCUCAAACGUGGGCAUCGCGACGAAGACGAAUCCCCCAAUGAACGACGUGGCCUGGACGAAAUCUUUUCCGACGAAGACGAAGAUGCCGCAGAGCAACGCCCUUACGGAAGGUCAAACCUGCGCGCUCAGGCCGACGAGUUUGACGACUUUAUCGAGGAAGACUUCCCCGAAGACGAAGACGAGCGAACGCGCCGAUUGGAAGAUUUGGAGGUUGCACGACCCAGAGACCGUGGCGUAGGCGCCGUUGUCGACACCACAGGGCUUGAUAAAGAUGCCUUGGAUGAUAUGGAGGCCAUCUUUGGCAAUGGUGAAGACUACGACUGGGCGCUGCAACUGGAAGAUGACGAAGAGGACCGUGAGCAGCAAGAACAAGGCAUCGAGCUCAAGGACGUUUUUGAGCCAUCACAACUUAAGGAGAAGCUUCUCACGGACGAAGAUAAUGAAAUUCGAUUUACAGACGAACCCGAACGAUUUCAAUUAGAGCGCAAGGCGUUUAAGAACCUCCAACUUACGGCGGACCAAUUCAAAGAGGAAGCCAAAUGGAUCACCAACCAGCUGUGGCCGAAGAAGGGCCUGGCCCAGGAGCUCCAGGCGCCAUUCGGCAAGGCUGUUGGCAAGGUUCUCGAAUUCUUUAUCGUGGACGAGGUCGAGGUUCCAUACGUCUUCCAGCAUCGCAAGGACUACCUGCUGCAUUCAAAGAAGAUUCGAAAAUCGACACGCGAUGAUCUGGAUGGUCCAGAUUAUACCAUUCAAUCAGAUAAGCUACUUAACCAAGACGAUCUGUGGAGGAUUCUGGAACUGGAUGUCAAGUUCAGAUCCUUUGUCGACAAGAGAAAUUCUCUUGAGAAGACGUAUGAGAACCUGAAGUCGCUUGACGUGGAAGACCAGAUGAUUGAAGAGAUGAUCCCCGAGGCUACAACCAUGGAAGAACUUCAAGACUUGCAGGACUACGUUCAGUUUCAAUACGGCGCGAAACUGAAGGACCUUGCUGUCAUGUCGGGCAACGUGUCCCAGGUCAAGAGACCAGGCUCCAAGUCUUCUCUGCUCGACCGCGUGCGCAACGGCAAAACGUAUUAUUUCGUCAAGGCGUACGGUAUCUCUGCUGAUCAGUUGGCGAAGAAUGCUCUACGACAAGGGAAGAAGAUCACACCAGAUGACGACUCCCAAUAUCCCAUGGAUCUUGCUGAUAGCUUGAUCGACGAUAACUUUAGCACGGGGGAUCAGGUAAUUUCCGCUGCUCGUCAAAUGUACUCGGAAGAACUGUUCGCAAGCCCUCGCAUGCGCAAGUACUUCCGCAGCUCGUACUACCAGGCAGCAGAGCUUAGCUGUCGGCGUACGGACAAGGGUCUGCGAAAGAUCGAUGAUUCUCAUCCGUACUACGAGAUUAAAUAUUUGCAGAAUCAGGCGAUUGCUGAUCUGGUGCAUCAACCAGAGCUCUUCCUCAAGAUGAUGCGAGCUGAAGAAGAGGGCCUAGUUGACAUCAAAGUGGAUAUGCCGCCAAGAUACGAUUUCCGCCGACAACUCUAUCAAGAAUUCGAGUCCGAGAACUUCAGUGAUCGGGCCGAGCAAUGGCGAGAGGAGCGCAAAAAGGUUCUCGACGUUGCGUACCCGAAACUGGAAAAAGUCAUUGUCAAGAACGUCAAAGAGGUUAUCCGUACUUUCUGCCAAGAUGAAGUUCUCAAGAUGUGCCGCCAAGAGUUUUACCGAAAGUUGGAUCAGGCUCCCUACAAGCCAAAGGGGAUGAUUCUCGGAACGACACCUAGAGUUUUGGCCCUGUCAAAUGGAAUGAGCGACCCAGCUCGCGAGCCAACGUGCUGGACGUGGGUGGAUGAAGAUGGUCGAGUCCUCGAGCAAGGCAAGUUUGGUAACCUGGCUCGAGAUGAAGCCCAGCGAGAGGAAUUUGCCGAGUUGGUCCGACGGCGCCGUCCAGAUGUCAUUGCCGUCAGCGGUUGGAGUGCUGAAACUAACAGACUGAUACGAGAUGUUGAGGCACUCGUAACCGACAAAGAUCUCCGAGGAGCCGAGUUCGAGGAUCCUGAAACCAAUGACUACAGAACGGAACCUCUGGAAGUAGUCAUUGUGGACGAUGAGGUUGCUCGCCUGUACAAGGACAGUCCCCGUGCGAUGGCCGAACACCCGGCCCUGAACCCAGUGACAAGAUACUGCGUUGGCUUGGCGCGGUACAUGCAGAACCCUAUGAAGGAGUAUGCCGCCCUUGGCAAGGACGUCUCAUCACUGUCAUUCCAUCCUUGCCAGCAUCUCUUGCCGCAGGAUAAGCUGAUGAAGUACCUUGACUCAGCCAUGGUUGAUACUGUCAACAUGGUCGGAGUGAAUAUUAAUGACGCCAUGACUAGCUCUUACACUGCCAACCUGUUGCCUUAUAUUGCUGGUUUGGGUCCUCGAAAGGCCACCAGUGUCAUCAAGGCAAUAAAUGCCAACGGCGGAUCAGUAAACACUCGAGAUGAACUCGUCGGUGAUCCUGACAGCGGCAAGUUGCCCGUUGUCGGACCUCGCGUUUGGAACAACUGUGCCAGUUUCCUCUACAUCGACUAUGAUGCCACCAACCCAUCAUCUGACCCCCUCGACAACACACGAGUCCACCCUGAAGACUAUGAACUUGGUCGCAAGAUGGCUGCUGAUGCAUUGGAGCUGGAUGAAGAAGACGUCAAGGCCGAAACGGACGAAAACGGACCUGGAGCAAUUGUGCGGAAACUCUUCAAGCAAGACGAGCAAGAGCGAGUCAACGAACUUGUCCUUGACGAGUACGCUGAUCAGUUAUUGACCAACUUUAAUCAGCGGAAGCGUGCGACACUGGAGGCCAUCAGCGCAGAACUCCAAGCCCCUUACGAAGAAUUGCGAAGAAGCUUUGCGCCACUGAACCAGUCCGAGGUCUUUACGAUGUUUACCGGCGAGACCAAGUCGUCACUAUGCGAAGGCAUGAUUGUGCCUGUCAAUGUUCGCAUGGUCCGAGACGACUUUGCCAUUGUCAAGCUUGACUGUGGUAUUGAAGGUAGGGUUGAGGCGCACGAAGUCACAAAUCGCGCCUCGGUCAAGGAGGUCUUGAGCACUGGCCAGACUGCACAGGCCAAGAUUCUGGAGCUGAAUUACAAAGAUUUCAUGGCAAAGCUAUCCAUGCGGGAGGAUGCACUGCGGGUGCCUUUCAAACGGCCAUUAAACUACGGGCGUGACGGGUGGGACUACAACCUUGAAUCAUCAGAUAAGGAGGAGCUUCGUGAGAAAGACCACAGCACGGGAAGGACGCAACGAGUUGUCAAGCACCCCAACUUCAAGCCCUUCAACUCGAUACAGGCGGAGGAGUAUCUUGGCUCACAGCCGUCGGGUGAGGUGAUUAUUCGCCCCUCAUCCAAGGGCAACGACCAUUUGGCCAUUACGUGGAAAGUCGCCGACAAUGUGUACCAGCACAUCGACGUGUUGGAGAUGCAAAAGGACACAGAGUUCUCUGUUGGCAAACUUUUGCGAAUUGGUGGCAAGUACACAUACAGUGAUCUUGAUGAGUUGAUUGUGGAUCACGUCAAGGCAAUGGCACGAAAGGUUGAGGAGCUCAUGCGUCAUGACAAGUAUCAGAGCAGGUCAAGAUCCGAGACGGAGAAAUGGCUAACCACAUACAUUGAUGCCAAUCCCAACCGAUCCGCAUAUGCCUUCUGCAUUGAUCCGAAGCAUCCUGGGUAUUUCUGGCUCUGCUUCAAGGCUAGCAGAACGGCUAGGGUUAUUGGCCUCCCUGUUCGUGCUAUUCCGCAAGGUUACGAAUUGAAGGGAUACCAGUAUCCUGACAUGCGUGCGUUGUGCAACGGCUUCAAGCUACGAUACCAGAACGAGUUUUCGAAGAUGGGAAACCGGUAA